CCGCUGUGAUAAAUAAAAUUCGACUAGAGUGAUGGACGCCCUGUGAACUGUUUCGAGGCAAUUUUUGACGUACAAUGACUGUGAUAGUUUGCGCAAAAACGGAAACCGAACUUUUAGCCCCUUCGGCCUGAGGUCUGUGACGUGCAUUUAGCGAACCCCCGCAGGAAUUUAGAUAACGGCGCAACGACCUAUCGGACUAGUUCGGGUUUAUCCUAAGUUUGUGGAUUGAUAGUUAGAUCCGGCAGAGCUGCGGGCCCGCCCCUUGCCCACACCCCCGAUGUCCACGGCGGACGCGGCCUGCAGUAGCCCCCACCUGUUCUGGCUCCCCCGCUGUCGCCCCUACCAAAUACCGCCGGCCGUUAUUAUGCGAGAAAAGGACGCCUCGCCCCGGAAAAUGUUAGUCGCCCAGGGCGGCCACUCGUCGCCGAAACAGGCGGCGGUAUAUCCCCUCUCGGUUCGCGUACCGCCGCCGGAAGACGCUCCCUUCGACUUAAGCAGAAACACGAGCCGGUCGUCGCCGGGGCCUCACAUGAGUCCCGCCGGUCGACCUCCUCCCGGACCUCAAGAGCCUCAAGGCGACGAACAACCUCUCGACUUAAGAGUGGAACACAAAAAGCUUAGUUUAAUUAUCAUGAGAAGACAGAUCGAGGACGAAAACCGCAACAUCAUCUCACCCACUCCAAGUACGUCUAGCGAAAAAGACGACGUGGUAGUCGAAGAUCGGACGUCGCCUCUGUCGACGACUUCAGCUCCAAAACCCGCAUUCUCCCCCCAACUCCCCGCGUAUCCCGGCAUGCUGUUUCCGCCCCAACCAAUUCACCCCAUGAUGCUCGAGGCGAUGUACCGCGCGCAAGGCGGAGACAAAGUGCCUCGUCUGCCUUUACCUUAUCCGCAGUCCCCUAACUACCCUCAAAGGUACCCGUUCCUGAGUCCCAACAUGCUCAGUCCUCCUGUGAACAAUGUUCCUUUCGACAUGCUGAGAAACGCGUCGAACACGGCCGCGAACACGCCCAAAGUGUUCGACCCGGCAGCCGGCAAAGUCAAAGACCGAUACGCCUGCAAGUUUUGCGGAAAAGUGUUCCCCAGAUCGGCGAACCUUACUCGACACCUCAGAACCCACACGGGCGAACAACCAUACAAAUGUAGAUACUGCGACCGGAGUUUUAGUAUAUCCAGCAACUUGCAGCGACACGUUAGGAAUAUCCACAACAAAGAGAAACCGUUUAAGUGUCCGCUAUGCGAGAGAUGUUUCGGACAACAGACGAAUUUGGAUCGUCACUUGAAGAAGCACGAGGCUGACGGACCGACGAUCUUGGACGAGAGAAACGUGCAGAGGAGGAGCAUGAACAGGAACCUAAGUGAUGAAUCCUAUUUCGAGGAGAUCCGAUCGUUUAUGGGCAAAGUGACCGACGGAAGACUAUUACAACACCUGCAGCCGCCCAAGAACCUGGCAAACUUCCCGUUACCGCUAGCUUCGAAGCUGUUCGACACGGGAAAGAACAUACCAGAGAACAACAAACCCGACUCUCCCGUCGACGACGUCAAACGCGACUCGUCGUACUUCUCCGACAAAGACAAUUUCUCGUCGAGGUCCUCGACCAGCUCGGAGACAUCACAUAAAGACGAUGAUAACAAUAACGCUAAAACCGAGGACGGCGGCAAGCAAGGCAACGAAGAUAGCAACAAUAAUAAUAAUAGCAGCAACAACGGCAAUACAUGAUCGCAGCUGUGAUAUUCCACUCGGACACCUGAUGGAUGGGUUUAUUUUAACUCAACACUAUAUGAGUGGGUGGGUUUGUAAACUCAAAGGAUUGUUUUCAUCUGUGUCAUCGCGGUUCAUCUGACAUUUCAAAGUUCAAGAUUAAGAGAAAAGAGUAAUUUUUUGACUUACCUUACGGGCUUCUAGAUAGGGUGUCUAACUAAGAUGAAUACGAGUCCUUAUUUUGGUUAUUACUUUUGGUAUGACGGUAACUCAUAGGUGGUUCACAUUUAAAUUGCCUUUAGAACAGUAUAUUUUUAUUUCAAAUAUAGUAAGAUGAUAAAAACUACUUAAAAAUUAUGAAUGGACUGUUACAAUAUAAAACAAUGUUUUUUUUUAAUAAAUCAAAAGCGAAAAUUUUGAAAUUGCAAUUAAAAUUUACGAAACAAAUUGAACCUUGAUUUCAUAAAAAAAGCCUCAGAAUUAUUCUCUUCUACUUACUCUCUAAUUCUGACAAUAAGCUUCAUAUUUGGAUGAUGCAUCCUACAGUGCCAGCGUCCUAGUUCCAGCAUUUCUAGGUCUAAUACUUCUCAGUCCUAUAAAAAUUUAUUUCAUUAGUUUUAAUCCACAACCACAAUUCUCCCCCUUACACAACAAAAAAUAGACCAUGUUUCUAAACCAGAACCAGAUGAAUUUCAUCCAGUUGAUUUGCAAACCUUCCGCGGUAUGUUAUAGGUACAAAAUCUGCGUAAGUUAGAUAAAAACGCGUAGAAAAAAAUGUUGCCUAGCUUUACGGGCAAGACUGACAAAGUAUUUUAUGAGUUUCCGAUGCGAAGGAAUGCAAAAGCCACUGGGAAAGCAAAAGGUUAAACCGGAUAAAUUAAUGAAUGAUUUCGUUAUGCAAUCGGUUAGCUAUCCGAGUUGAAUUAAAUAGUAAACUUGGUAUUUAAGAAUUCGCAUUUAGAUUUAAUUAUUCGAAUGCACAGCCGUCUGUUGAGUGUGUGGUCUUCUUGACGGCUCGGUCACGUUGGGCUAGAUGAUGGACGGGAAUUCCGCAAACAGUUUUGACGGCUCAUUGGCGAGAUGCCGUAAAAAGCAUGCGUGGGUUAAGGAGCACCUUAUUUACGUACCUAACCGGUCGGAUCCUCUGUGACUGUUGAUUUCGAUUUCGCCAUCUGUUAUUUUCCCCUUUUCAACGUUUUCUAUAAUUUACUGAGUUGUAACCAUGAUUGAUGCUUUUCAUUCAAGCAGAUAACUGUUGUUAAUUGUCUUUAAUUGUUGUUCUUUAUCAUUUUCAUGUGUUAAUCGUCUUUCAUUGCUGUUUCUUUACCUUCUCUCUCUGUUAAAGUUUCUGUGAUGUAUCUGGGCAACACAUCUCUCUCUCUCUCUUGUGAGUCCAAAAUUCUAACAAAUAUCGAAUUAUUCAUUUGGUGACCAAUGUAUAAUUGAUUCAAAUAACUAAAAUUAAUACACAUUUGAAAAGAACUUGCCUCUUCAACUCUGUAAUUUCGAAGUUGAACCCUUUGGAAACCGUCUGACAAGUGAAAAGUGUCAGAGCUCAUAUUUUAUGAUAUCAAAAUCCGCCGAACAUAUCAUACAAUAUCCCCAAGAACUUUUCCUUAAUUUGAAAAGCAGUCUGCGAUAAAUCCAGACUGCCUCUCAAAAUAUUUCUUUUUUCUGGGGGAUACCAUCAACACAUCUACCAUGUCGUCUGCUCUAUUGUAGUUCAAUCUUCUAUUUUUAGUUCCUCAUCUGACCAUAACAAAUAUUUUAGUCUUACUUCUUCCUCCAUUUUCCCUCUGUGAGCCAUUACUUAACUAGCUACCUUCACUUUUCCAAUAUUCCCGAUUUUCAUAAAUAUUUUCUCUUAUGUCUUCAAUUCUAUUUGACUAUCGGAUACUAAAUAAUUGACGUAAGUAAUCUUCAACUUGAAAUUCCGAAUGGUAUAUCGGUGCGCUCUCCCCACUUCAAAUAAUUACACGGUAAGCGGCCGAUCUAAUUAAAAAUCCAACGGAAAAAACGACAAAAAUUCUCAUAAAAUUUCAUCCAUCGAGACAGGAAGCAAAGAGACGUCCAUAUUAGGUCUAACAAACGGCAGUACGGACGUUGCAGUAACUAAUUAAGCGUUGCUUCUAAACUGGAGGUUAAACGUGAACGCAAUUACGAGCCUUUAAAGAAUGGAUGAUACAUUAGCAAAGAACUACAAAUUGCUCUACAUCGCGCAUAAAUUAAACUAAAUGGUUCGUUUGUGACCGCUUUUUUCCCCUAUUUUUAGUCGCGACGGCAAUAAAAAUCACUUUCCAAUUAUUUUACGCUCGAUCGGAUCAACUUUCUUCUAUUUAUUAUAGAGCCUUUAUACGCUGGAUUCUUCAACUUUGAUGAAAUGGUUUGUUUUUUUGCCGACAUUGUUAUGGUUUUGUUCCUUUUUGUCGAUCGCCUGUGAAACGUUUAACGCAACGCUUAUGCUUUUUGAUUUUUUUUUGUUAUACCGUUAGGAAGACGCCAGCGAAAGUUACUGUAAGUACGACGACAAAUUGCUACAUAAAAAUAAAAACAAAAAUUACUUUGUUAAUUUAUUUUAAUUGCUCAAAUGAAAGGCACAAUUACCUAUACGAUAUGCUGCGGUAGGUGAAACGCGGCAGUUAUGAUUACACUGCAUACUCGUGUCACUUCUAGCUUCGUUGCAUAUAAUUUCGUCUUUUCCUUCUGCUUUUUAAGUUAUUCUUCGCUUUUUCUCUCGCUUUAUUCCUAUGUUCAACCCCUGUUUCGCAUCGUCGCUUUUUAACCUUAAAUAACCACAAUAUUGUUUUAUAGCGAGUUGUUUAUUUUUAUUUUAACUUCUUUUGCACAUACUCACCUGUGCCUUUCUAACAAUUAUUCUUUUAACUUUAACGCUUACUGUUUUCUACAAGCUCAAUAUUGAUUUGCAUUUAGCUUCUGUUUCACUUUUCGUUUAUUUGCUUUUCUCUUUGUACUAAACUAUUUUCUAAAAAUUGCUUGUCUUAAGUAUGGAUAUAAAUAUGCUUUGGUCGUUGUGUUUUAUUUAUUUCUUCAUUCUUGCUUUAAUUUUGUUACUAUCUUGUUGGAUGUAUUCUUCCUCUUCUUCUUGUACUCAAUUUUGAUUUCAUACCAAUUGCUUAUUUAACUUUAACUGUCCUCUUAGUUGAAUGUUAUUUAUUCUCUCUCUCUC
Molecule: messenger RNA, 4889 nt
Organism: Cylas formicarius (sweet potato weevil)
Lineage: Eukaryota; Metazoa; Arthropoda; Insecta; Coleoptera; Brentidae
Product: transcription factor hamlet-like
Exons: 3
Coding region: 278-1720 (480 amino acids)
Biological process (GO): regulation of transcription by RNA polymerase II
Cellular component (GO): nucleus
Molecular function (GO): RNA polymerase II cis-regulatory region sequence-specific DNA binding; DNA-binding transcription activator activity, RNA polymerase II-specific
Source: RefSeq, a predicted model, not a curated record